This is a messenger RNA of Hevea brasiliensis (rubber tree), 816 nucleotides long. RefSeq names its product ankyrin repeat-containing protein At2g01680-like. The transcript has 3 exons. The record is from RefSeq and is a predicted model, not a curated record. NCBI's taxonomy places the organism in Eukaryota, Viridiplantae, Streptophyta, Magnoliopsida, Malpighiales, Euphorbiaceae. Bases 1 to 816 code for a protein of 271 amino acids. Gene Ontology annotation, molecular function: protein binding.
AUGCUGAAGAAGACAAGCACAAAUGAAGACACAGCCUUACACGAGGCUGUGAGAAAUAAUCAUCCUCAAGUGGUGGAAAUAUUGAUUAGAGAAAAGCCUGAAUUUGCAAACAUGGCUAAUGCCGCUGGAGAAAGCCCGCUUUACUUGGCAGCGUUGCUAGAGUACAAAAGCAUUGCUGUUGAGAUAUUGAAUCCCUCAUCAGUGGCAUACACCGGUCCCAACGGUAGAACAGCUUUGCAUGAAGCUGUGAUAAGUAAAGAUAAAGUGUUAUUACUAAAUGAUGGUAAAUCUGCUGCCUAUAUUGGCGACAAAAGCGGAAAAACACCUCUUCAUAUAGCGAUUUUCCACGGCAAAAGCCAUUUAAAGGUGGCGGAAAAAAUUAUGGCAGGCUGUCCAGAUUGCUGCGACCUGGUUGACAAUAGGGGCCGAAAUGUUCUCCAUUUUGCUGUGCAGAGCAAGAGUUCUGAAGGAGUGAAAACUAUUAUUGAAAAACCUUCCCUGGCUAACCUAAUAAAUCAGAAAGAUAAAAAGGGAAACACUCCGGUCCAUCUGCUUGCUACUUAUGGCUUUGAAGAGUAUUGUCUUGCAGAGCACCACCUGGUUGAUAAAAAGGCCAUCAACAAUGAAAAUUUAGCCGCUCUGGACGUAGUGGUAAAAACAAAGGAUGAAAGCGAUGAGCCAUUUCUGGGACGGACAAAAAGAAAACUAAAGAAGGUUGGAUAUAAACCAGGUCGGCCUUCAAUUAUCCAGCUCGCAGAACGUGAUGACAUGUCAAGACUCGACAAUGAGUUAAUCAUUGAACUUGAGAAAACGUGA